AGAGCAUUCAGCACCGACGCAACUACAUAGCCAAGCUGACCCUGCCUGCUGAUCGAUAACUUCACAACAACAACCAUCAAGACACCAUCGGAGAGCAGAAACCAUCGAGAGUAUCGCAGUUGAAACUGAAAGCUAUCCUAUCGAACAGGGAAGAGGUACACCAAUCCGUUGUCGAAUAAGCAUUUUCCACCAUGGGCAACGGUCCAUCUAACAUGUCGGGAAAUGGGAAGGAUGGGAAGGACAAGAAAUCGAUGCAAAAGAAGUGGGAGCCACCACUCCCAACACGGGUCGGAAAGGCGAAGAAGAAAAGAGGACCUUCAGCUGUCAACAAACUCCCAACUGUCUUUCCGACCUCUCGUUGCAAACUGAAACUGUUAAAGAUGGAAAGAAUUAAGGACCAUCUGCUACUAGAAGAAGAAUUCGUCAUCAAUCAGGAGAGGCUUAAGCCCAAAGAAGAGAAAGCUGAACGAGAAAGGUCUGAGGUGGAUGAUCUCCGUGGCUCACCGAUGGGAGUAGGGACCUUGGAAGAGAUUAUCGAUGACGAUCAUGCGAUCGUCUCUUCUGCUACUGGUCCCGAAUACUAUGUCAACAUCCUCUCAUUCGUGGACAAGGACUUACUCGAGCCUGGCUGUAGUGUUCUACUGCAUCACAAGGUGAUGAGUGUUGUCGGGGUCUUGGGAGACGACACAGAUCCGAUGGUCAGUGUCAUGAAGCUUGACAAAGCACCCACCGAAAGCUACGCAGACAUUGGAGGGCUCGAUCAACAAAUCAUGGAGAUUAAGGAAUCAGUCGAACUACCGUUGACUCAUCCCGAACUUUACGAAGAAAUGGGAAUCAAGCCACCCAAAGGUGUGAUUCUUUAUGGCCAGCCAGGUACUGGAAAGACCCUGCUAGCCAAGGCUGUUGCCCACCAAACAAGCGCCACCUUCCUCCGUGUCGUCGGUUCAGAACUCAUUCAGAAAUACUUGGGUGACGGACCUAAGUUGGUCCGUGAGCUUUUCAGAGUGGCGGAGCAACACGCUCCUUCUAUCGUCUUUAUCGAUGAAAUUGAUGCAGUUGGGACCAAACGAUACGACUCGAAUUCCGGUGGUGAGCGGGAAAUUCAGCGAACGAUGUUGGAACUUCUGAAUCAGUUGGAUGGAUUUGAUUCUCGGGGGGACGUGAAGGUCAUUAUGGCUACGAACAAGAUCGAGACUCUCGAUCCCGCAUUGAUCCGACCAGGGCGGAUUGACCGAAAGAUCGAGUUCCCACUACCAGAUGUGAAGACCAAACGACACAUCUUCAAGCUUCAUACUGGCCGAAUGACCUUAGCGGAUGAUGUAGACCUGGAUGAAUUUGUGAUGAUGAAGGAUGAACUCAGUGGGGCUGAUAUCAAGGCGGUCUGUACCGAGGCGGGUCUCAUGGCCCUUCGCGAACGCAGAAUGAGAGUGACCGCGAAAGAUUUCAGAUCUGCUAGAGAGAAAGUUCUUCACACCAAACAAGAAAAUAUGCCCGAAGGCUUGUAUUUGUAGUUCAUUCAUCUCUCAAUCUUCUCGCUAAUCCCAAUUUGAAAGAAUCCCGUUUUUUUGAGAUCACAUUGAAACAACACAUGCGGAGAAUCUUGAAGGAUAUAAUGCCUUCUCAUGUUUAAGCAGAACUCAUGCCUAUUCAGUGAUUUUAGCUCCUUAAUAGUUGAGUGUUGUAAAAGGAAUGCAAAAUGGGC
Messenger RNA from Puccinia graminis f. sp. tritici CRL 75-36-700-3, 1702 nucleotides. RefSeq names its product 26S protease regulatory subunit 4. The record is from RefSeq and is a predicted model, not a curated record. The coding region runs from base 192 to 1511 and encodes 439 amino acids. Gene Ontology annotation, cellular component: proteasome regulatory particle, base subcomplex. Gene Ontology annotation, molecular function: proteasome-activating activity; ATP binding; ATP hydrolysis activity. The transcript is spliced from 7 exons. Lineage: Eukaryota; Fungi; Basidiomycota; Pucciniomycetes; Pucciniales; Pucciniaceae. Gene Ontology annotation, biological process: proteasome-mediated ubiquitin-dependent protein catabolic process.